GCGCACCAUACCGACAGACACACCAGUGAGCAGGGGAGAUACAUUCAUUUGAUGCCUAUGCAGCAGUUGGUCGCUUGUCUCUGUUUUUGGAUCGUUUCAUCUAAAUUAUCAGCUGUGCCUUUUUACAUCGUGAAGAGCAGAUUAUGCUCAUUCCGGAGCACGUGGAAAUCUAUCUGUAGAUACGGGGCUGCUGAGUUAGCGUGCCUCUCCAAGGCUUUGGUGAGCGCAAGGAGUCAGUCGUAUUGGUGCAUCGGCUGGAGACGAGUAAGAGGUGCGGAUAGAAUAACUGUACAGCCUGAAGAUCCGUAAGAAAAGCAAUAAUGGGCUCGUUAAUGUUGAGAUAAUUCAAACAGUGAGUGAGAUUAUGUCCCUGUGGAAAUUCCGAGGACGGACUUUGCGCUCCCUCCUAGGGGACGAGGGCGCGGGGGGUUGUUCCCCAGAAGAUUAGCAUACAGUUUCUCCCUAUGGAAUGCGGAGACGUUGCGAAAACCCCCUCCCCGGUAUUGAAUCUUGGAAGGAUUUAUUUUUCUUAGGACUAUUAAACGAAAUAAGCUCAAGUGACGUUAUUUGUGUUUCGAUGUGAGAGAGAUUGGAUAACAGCAAACAUAACCAUCAUUUAAUUUAAAAACAUUGACGACGGAUGACUGUUUCGACCUUUCUUUACCUAAUUAUUAGGUUUAGCAAAAUCUACAUGUUUGGGCCGCAGCAAGCAAAAAGUGUUUACUUCAACGUAAAAUAACUGUUGGCUUUGAUCUGUGCCGGAAGAGCAGCAGCAAUUUUUCCUGGGAACAAGACCGCUGCUUGGAUAAUCUUUGUUGAGUUGCAAAUUGGUUUGGUCGCUGUCCAUGGUGUUCCAGGAAUGGUGGAGACGCUAAGUAUCGCUGUUAUCGGAGCUCCCGGAGUCGGGAAAACUUCCAUAAUCCGUCAAUUUAUUUAUAAUGACUUCUCAGAGGUUUACACUCCAACCCGAACCAGGUAUGUGUACAGACCCUCUGUCAUUUUGAACGGUAACAUGUACGACCUGAAGAUUUUGGAUGUCCCGCCAAUUUCGUCAUUCCCCUCAAGCUCGAGCCAGGAGUGGCUGGACCUACGCUGCAGAGGGGUGCGUAAUGCCAACGCUUACAUCCUGGUCUAUGACAUCUGCUGUGUGGAGAGCUUUGAGUACGUGAAGAUGAUCCGCCAGCAGAUCAUGGAGCACAGGGAGGGUAGCAGCAGUGAGGUUCCCAUCCUUGUGGUGGGCAGUAAAAGAGACCUGCAGCGCCAGCGCUUCACGCCUCGCAGGGCCGUCUCUGUGCUGGUCAAGAAGACCUGGAAGUGUGGCUAUGUGGAGUGCUCUGCCAAGUUCAACUGGCAUGUGGUCCUGCUCUUCAAAGAGCUGCUGGGCAUCGCUGUAGGGCGUGGCAUGAAACAGAACCACACCCCUGGGAUCCGCCUACAAGGGGCGCUGCAGAGGAACCGCUGUACUGUCAUGUGACCCAGUGGACUCCCUCCGGUGUAGGGUGAAGUUGCCCCAGUUUUGCAGUUUCCCCACUAAUGGUAAAGGUUAGGAUUGAGGGAGGGGAAGCUGAUCCUAGAUCUAUAACUAGGGGAAAAUACCCCCCAGAGCACUUCCUUCCCUCCUAUGUCAGAGCCAUUGGAACCUCAGUCACACCUCAGGGGGAAUGGUUAUACAGAGAAGACUUCUAUCUAAAUGGCUGGAAAACACCCCGAGGCCUCCUGCUUUACUGAGCUCAUUUUCAUAUGAGGUUUAUCUGACUCGAACCCUGUAGCUACUAGGACUGACAUUGGUUCCUGUACUAGACGUGCAUCUUUAUCACCUAUCACAACACCCCAGUUCUGUCACAAUGUUCCCAUUGAGAGGAAGGAUGAAGAGGAGGAGGAUGAAGAAGAGGUUUUGUCAAUGGAUUUCGAGGAGUAGAACAUCUACUUCCACAGCUCUGGUCACAGGUCACCCAAACAAUUAUCAUCACACCACAGCUCUGGUCGCAGGUCACCCAAACAAUUAUCAUCACACCACAGCUCUGGUCGCAGGUCACCCAAACAAUUAUCAUCACACCACAGCUCUGGUCACAGGUCACCCAAACAAUUAUCAUCACACCACAGCUCUGGUCGCAGGUCACCCAAACAAUUAUCAUCACACCACAGCUCUGGUCGCAGGUCACCCAAACAAUUAUCAUCACACCACAGCUCUGGUCACAGGUCACCCAAACAAUUAUCAUCACACCACAGCUCUGGUCGCAGGUCACCCAAACAAUUAUCAUCACACCACAGCUCUGGUCGCAGGUCACCCAAACAAUUAUCAUCACACCACAGCUCUGGUCGCUGGUCACCCAAACAAUUAUCAUCACACCACAGCUCUGGUCACAGGUCACCCAAACAAUUAUCAUCAUACCACAGCUCUGGUCGCAGGUCACCCAAACAAUUAUCAUCACACCACAGCUCUGGUCGCAGGUCACCCAAACAAUUAUCAUCACACCACAGCUCUGGUCGCAGGUCACCCAAACAAUUAUCAUCACACCACAGCUCUGGUCGCAGGUCACCCAAACAAUUAUCAUCACACCACAGCUCUGGUCGCAGGUCACCCAAACAAUUAUCAUCACACCACAGCUCUGGUCGCAGGUCACCCAAACAAUUAUCAUCACACCACAGCUCUGGUCACAGGUCACCCAAACAAUUAUCAUCACACCACAGCUCUGGUCGCAGGUCACCCAAACAAUUAUCAUCACACCACAGCUCUGGUCGCAGGUCACCCAAACAAUUAUCAUCACAACACCAGGUGUGGCUCUGAGCUCCCCAGAUUGCAAGGCAACAGCUCAUACAUCAUGAUGGUUGAGAGCUUGUGAACUGUGUGCAUCUAGUGGGAAUAAGUACCAUUACUGACAUGACUAGGUAUUCUCCCCAUAUUAGCUUAGUCUCAUACAUGUGAGUGGAAAGAAUGCAACUUCUUUAAAUGUUUUCCUUUUUUUAAACGUGAGGUAAAUAAAUGCCCUGGCUGUCAUACUUGAAAUUGCAUUAUUCUAAGAUCGAUGCACCAUAGGAAAGGCUAGGUUACAGGGGUUGUGUGGUAAAUGUGGGUGAGUCAACAAGAUGGAUGGCUUACUCUUGGUUUAGUACAUCCACAUCCUCUUUUAGGGGUAGCAGCACCAGAAACCACAGCUCUCCAAAAUGCCCCCUAAACAGUAAACCAUUUCAUUUCUUGUUCAGGAAUUGUCCUUGUACUCCAGGCAAACAAACAUUCACUGAUUGGAGGUGCUGGUACAAAAUUAUAGUGCUGUCACUCCCUCUUCUCAUUUAAAGUGUAUUGUUUAGAGGGGGAUGUGAGGUUAUCUUGCAUCAGAAAAACCCUGCUGUCGCUAUCAUGAUGAAGGACUUUAAUCCUCCCUUCCUCCUGUCUUCCUCAGUCUGUGUGCUUCUGAUGAAUACAUUAUAUCAAUGGUGCUCUGGGGCCUGCAGGAAGCUAGAGGGGAUGUCUGGCACAGAUAUUGAAUGUGAUGCAGGAAUAGUAGGCAGUGGUUUUAAAUUGCUUGUAAGGUUAAGCCCAGGUUGAUGGGCAGGGUUAGUGAAACAGAAGGCCAAUGGAAGGAGAAAAGAAAGAAGUAGAGACUAUAUUAUGGGCAAUAAAGCUGCAGAGCACCUUGACCAGCACGACAAGUUGUAUCCAACCACAGACACCCUGUACAAGUCUAGAAUGCCUCACAUAGAAUGUAUUAAACCUCCCUGCUCUUGGAUAUACCCAGACCACCACACACACUGCUCUUGGAUAUACCCAGACCACCACACACACGAGAGCAUACACCCCCAGAGCAUUCCAAUAUAUUAGCAUCCUACCAAACAAACAGAAUACUUUUUUGCAGUGUCUGAAUUGUGCAAGAUAUUUAUAUUGUUUGAGAAUGUGGUAAACAUGUGUCCUGUGAUUGCAGACACCCUGUGACAAUGUUUGCACUGAAAAUGAGUAUCUGUAUUGUACGUAUGUAUGUGCAUCAUUGAUUUGCAUGUUGUUACUGCCAAGCCAGCAGGUCAGGGUUUAAUUGCACUGGUGUGAUUGUGUAGCUGUAAUUUCUUUACCUGUGUGUACUGUAUAUGCUUAUUAUCGGAGACUAUCAAAAGCAGUUGAGAGGUGUGUGUGUGUGUUGUGUGUGUGUGUGCGCACACAGGCUCCAUUUUACUGAAAUGAUAGUUAGACAGAUUUCUAAAAGAGAAAGAUUAUGUAGCAUCUGAAAGUAAUGGUAAUUUCUCCAGUAACAUGAAUGGCCAACCAUUUCAAUGAGACUGUUUGUGUGAGUGUGUCGUGUUCCAACAUCAAGGGCUACAUUUUCUAACAGAAACAUCACCUUUUUUUCAAUAGUAGGUGUUAGCUGUUUUGUUUUCGACAAUGGUAAAAUUAAACGUGUUGCCCACAAUAACCGGC
Salmo salar (Atlantic salmon) is the source of this 4408-nucleotide messenger RNA. It is a transcript of the gene rasl10a, whose product is annotated as RAS-like, family 10, member A. NCBI's taxonomy places the organism in Eukaryota, Metazoa, Chordata, Actinopteri, Salmoniformes, Salmonidae. The record is from RefSeq and is a predicted model, not a curated record. Gene Ontology annotation, molecular function: GTPase activity; GTP binding.